CUUCUCACACUGUCCCGGAAACCUCUCCAAUUCGGCAAUUCUCCCAAAACCCAGCUGACACGAUCUCUCUUUCUUCCCGCCCAACAAUGUCGAAGCAGACUUACAGGGUCUGCUUCUGCUUCCGCCGGAGGUUCAAGCUCGCCGUCGCCGAGGCCCCGGAAGAGAUCAAAGGCUUCUUCGACCGCUACUCCGAGAAUGGGCUCAUGUCGGCCGAUCACCUCCGCCGCUUCCUGAUCGAGGUCCAGAAGCAGGAGAAUGCAACCCUCGAGGACGCUCAAGCUGCCAUCAACAGUCUUCACGAGCUCAAGCAUUUGAACAUCUUGCACCACCACAAGGGCCAGAGUCUCAACCUCGAGACCUUCUUCAAGUACCUCUUCGGCGACAUUAACCCUCCUGUUGACCUCCAGUGCGGGGUGCAUCAUGAUAUGAGUGCUCCUCUUUCGCAUUAUUUCAUUUACACGGGACACAAUUCGUAUCUAACUGGGAACCAACUUAGUAGUGACUGCAGCGACGUCCCAAUCAUACAUGCCCUGCAGAGAGGUGUGAGGGUUAUUGAAUUGGAUAUAUGGCCGAACUCCAACAAGGAUGGCAUUGAAGUUCUUCAUGGAAGGACUCUGACAACUCCUGUGGAACUUAUAAAAUGUUUGAGGUCUAUUAAAGAACAUGCCUUUACCGCAUCGGAUUAUCCUGUAGUCAUAACUCUAGAAGACCACCUCACUCCAGAUCUGCAGGCUAAAGUCGCGGAGAUGGUCACGAGUACAUUUGGAGACAUUCUGUUCUGUCCUAAUUCAGAUUGCUUAAAAGAAUUCCCCUCCCCAGAAUCAUUGAAGAAACGGAUUAUUAUAUCAACCAAACCACCAAAAGAGUAUAUGUCAGCUGCCGUUCCCAAAGAUGCCCAGGAAGGUGAUUCACUAAACGGGAAAACUGCAAGUGAUGAAGAAGCGUGGGGGAAAGAAGUGCCACAUCUUAAAGGCCCUGCUUCAGGCAAUGACAAGGAAGAACCUGAGGAAGAUGAAGAUGACGAGGAAGAUCCUGAUGAAGGACUGAACAGAUCACAGAAGUCUCUUGCACCAGAAUAUAGACGUUUAAUUGCUAUCCAUGCUGGGAAGCCUAAAGGGGGUAUGAGUGAGUGUCUUAAAGUAGAUCCCGAGAAAGUGAGGCGUCUUAGCUUAAGUGAGCAGCAGCUAGAAAAACUUGCAGAGACUCGGGGUACUGAUAUUGUCAGAUUUACCCAGAGAAACAUCUUGAGGGUGUACCCGAAGGGCACUCGUAUUACUUCAUCCAACUACAACCCCCUUAUCGGUUGGAUGCAUGGAGCUCAAAUGGUUGCUUUUAACAUGCAGGGAUUUGGUAGAUCUCUGUGGUUGAUGCAUGGAAUGUUCAAGUCCAAUGGAGGGUGCGGUUAUGUUAAGAAACCAGAUUUUCUACUGAAGUCAGGUCCUAACAAUGAAGUGUUUGACCCUAGAGCCAAGUUACCUGUGAAGAAAACUCUUAAGGUGAGGAUAUACAUGGGAGAAGGAUGGUAUUACGAUUUCCGCCACACACAUUUUGAUCAGUAUUCCCCACCAGAUUUCUACACCAGGGUGGGGAUCGCCGGAGUCCCAGCAGAUGUAGUGAUGAAGAAAACAAAGACAUUAGAGGACAACUGGAUACCGGUUUGGAACGAAGAGUUCGAGUUCCAGUUAACUGUUCCAGAACUAGCCUUGCUGAGGCUGGAAGUCCACGAGUACGACAUGUCGGAAAAGGAUGAUUUCGGAGGCCAAACUUGUCUCCCUGUGUCCGAAAUACGAAGUGGAAUCCGGGCUGUUCCGCUCCAUGAUCGAGAGGGCAAGAAAUACAACAAUGUCAAGCUACUGGUGCACUUUGAUUUUGUGUGA
Messenger RNA from Linum tenue, 1877 nucleotides. The record is from the annotation of a GenBank genome assembly. NCBI's taxonomy places the organism in Eukaryota, Viridiplantae, Streptophyta, Magnoliopsida, Malpighiales, Linaceae.